AUGGAAAUAGAUUUAAUCAACAACGAUAUGCAGGGAAUGGUUCUCAGAAUGGAGGUAACAACUUCAGGAAAUACUGAAGUUGCAAAUAAUUUUAAAUCAAUAAAGACAAAAGAAAGGAGCGGGAAAGGCAUAGAGGAGUUGAAGGUGGAGGAAAUAGACCAUUAUAAUUCGAAUAAGAGAGGAAGAGAACAAAAUAUAGAAAUUUUAGAUAAUAUCAAUAUAAGAACAAAGAAAAACAAAAAAAUAGAUAAAAAUAGAUAUAAAAAUAUACAAAAACAAAUUAAAACAGACAAAAAUAUAAAAAAACUGGCAGUUUAUAACGUACAAGGGUUAGGGAAAGAGGACAAAUAUGGUUUAUUAGUGGAUGCUUUAAAGGAAAACAAAUGGGAUAUUUUGGGUUUAUGUGAAACAAAGCUUAAAUCAGAGGCGGCAAAAUUCAGAUUUAUAGGUUUAGAUAAUUAUAUCAGUUACAGUGCAUGUAACGAAAACUCGAGCAAAGAAGGAGUGACUUUGUUAAUUAAAAAGUUGCUGGCAUAUCAUGUAACAAAUAUAGAAAGAAUAGAAGGAGUAGCAAUUAAAGUGGAUCUAGUUUUUAAAAAUAAGGUUAAAAAUUUUAGGUGUAUUUUAAUAUAUAGACCGAUUGAAAAAUUAGAAAAUGUAGUAAAAGUUCAAGAAAUUCAAGAUAAGUUAACAAAGUGGAAUGAUUGUGACUAUGAUAAAUGGGAUUUAGUAGUAAUGGGAGAUCUUAAUGAACAUUAUAAGGUAGAAGAGUUCUUAGAUAAGGGUCUUAAUAGCGUUAAAGGAAAAAAAUGCAAAAUAAUUAAUUGGUUAUUAAAAAAUAAUUUUAUUGAUUCUGAAUAUAUCAUCAAUAGUUUUAAUGUAGACAGUAAUUUUACGUGGAAGUCAGGUAAUAAUUGUAGUAGAAUUGAUUAUAUUUGGAUUAGAGAUUCUAUGGAUUUUUUAUUAGAAGAUUUUAAGGCAUUUGAAUUUGAAGAUUUUGUUGAGAGCGACCAUAGACUAAUAGAAAUAAAAUUAAAGGAUAUUAAUGAAGAAAUAAAGGAGAGAGAAGAAGUUACAUUAGAUGUAAGUGAAGUUAGUACUAUAUUGGACAGAAAUAAAGUACAAGAGAAAUGGAAAGAAUUUGCAGAAAUCAUAGAAAAUAAGUUGAAGGUUAGUAUAGCUAAUGAAUAUGAUAUGGGUAUUGAAGGCACGUGGAAAAUGAUUAAAGAUUGUUUUAUGGAAGGGGAAAAAAUAUUACCAAAAAAAGAAAUUAAGAAAAUGAGAGUUUCGGGAAAUGAUCUACUAUUACGUGAUAAAGAAUUUAAAAAGAUUUUGCAAAUUUAUCAACGAAGUAAAAAGAUCAGGACAAGAUUUAAAAAAUUAAAAAAGGUUAUAGCAAUGCAGUUGGAUGAAAUAUCACAAAUUGACAAAGUCUUAUAUGAUAAUAAUAGAAAAAUUAUUAACCACAAUAAUUUGACGAUGCAAGAGGAAUACAAGUUUAAUACAUAUAAACUGGAAGAAAUUAAUCAAGAGAAUUGGGAAAGUCUUAACAAUAAGGUUAAGAAUAUUAAAAAAGAUUUGGAAAAUAUUGGAGAAAGGAUAAAACAUAAACAGAUUAGAGAAAAAAUUAUUAAAAGACAACAAUUAGCGAUAUCGAAUCCAGGUAGUUUUAUUAGGAAAAUAUUUGAAAACAAAAAACGACAUGUUAUUGAUUUUUCUAGGUUGGUAUGUAAACAUGAAGAGGAAAUUGAUAUUAUAGUGGAUAAAGAAGAAAUCAAAAAUAAAGUGUAUGUGCAUUAUAAAGAAUGGACAAAAAAAAGAAGCAUUGAUACACAGGUCGAAGGGGCGCCAUUGUCCAAAAUUCAAAAAAUGCAAAUUCCCCAUUUUCCUGGAAAAUGGUGGUAAAUUGUGGAAAAUGCUGCAUUACGCUGAGCAAUUUUUUGGAAUAGCAUUGUUACAACAUUGUCCGAUUUAGCAAAUCUUAUGAAAUUUUGGGAAAAUGCUACAUUAUAUCUCAAAUGUAACAUUUUUGUAACAUUUCGUAACAUUGUUAUAACAUUGUCAUUAAAAUCAAAUUUUGCUUUUUUUUUGUUAAAUGUUCCAAUUUUCUUGCAAAUGGUGCAUUUUUAUGAAAAUUUCACAUUUUACCUCAAAUGUAAUAACAUUUAAUAAAAUUGUUAUAACAUUGUCAAUUAAAAUCAAAUUUUGCUUUUUUUUUGU
Messenger RNA from Rhizophagus irregularis DAOM 181602=DAOM 197198, 2220 nucleotides. NCBI's taxonomy places the organism in Eukaryota, Fungi, Glomeromycota, Glomeromycetes, Glomerales, Glomeraceae. The record is from RefSeq and is a predicted model, not a curated record.